Molecule: messenger RNA, 801 nt
Organism: Penaeus vannamei (Pacific white shrimp)
Lineage: Eukaryota; Metazoa; Arthropoda; Malacostraca; Decapoda; Penaeidae
Product: bone morphogenetic protein 7
Cellular component (GO): extracellular region
Molecular function (GO): cytokine activity; growth factor activity
Source: RefSeq, a predicted model, not a curated record
AUGGGCCUCAACAUGUUUUUCGCUGAGCUGGUGCUGAUGGCGGCCGGCCUGGCGCACGCGGCCAUCUUCCCGCCGCCCCUCGACUUCCCUCGAUCUCCUCCGCCUCCUCGCCUAGUCCAGGACCAGCACCACGCCCCCGAACACCUCCUCAAGGCGUUCGGCCUGAGCCAGCCGGGGCGAGGAUGGCACGCCGAGCCGCCGCAGUACAUGCUGGACCUCUAUCAUCGACUGGCGGACGCGAGUGGCUUGACGCGCGGGCCUGGCCCUUACGGCGCCACCGUCAUCAGGGCCUUCGCCGAACGAGAAGGGAGUGGCGCCUCCACCUUCCUGUUUCCCCUGACUGGCCUGGAGGAAGGAGAGGAAGUGCUCGAGGCCGAGUUCCACUUCUACCACUCGCGUCUUCCCAAAGCUCAGCGCCGCCUUUUAGAGGACAACACGUACUUGGUGGAGGUGGAGAGCACAAAGGCAGACGAGCGGCGAGUGGUGGGCAGUCAGCACGUGGCAGCCCACAGCGCCGGCUGGCGAGUUUUUAAACUGGGCUCCGUCGUGGCUGACUUGCAGGAGGCCCAUGGCCACCCGCGCCACAGCUUGGUGGCUUUCGAGGUGCGCGCCAUGACUGCCGAUGGCCAAGUGCUGCCCCUGGGUCUCCACCAUGGCGCCAGAGGAUCCAGGCAGCCAUUGCUCGUCCUCUUUAACAAGCAAGCCAGCAUUAACGACACCCGAAACGCAGCCGAUUUCGGUAAGAUAACCAAUGGGCUCAGGUCACGGAGUAGUGUAUCACGCUGUCGCACUUAUAUGUGA